This is a messenger RNA of Brassica rapa (field mustard), 2541 nucleotides long. RefSeq lists its product as uncharacterized. The record is from RefSeq and is a predicted model, not a curated record. Lineage: Eukaryota; Viridiplantae; Streptophyta; Magnoliopsida; Brassicales; Brassicaceae. Gene Ontology annotation, biological process: cell fate determination.
CACAAUUUAUCAUCCCCAUUCUCAUACUUACUAAGUUAUAUAUAUUCUCUGAUAAAUAUAUAUAUCCAAACAUCAAACCAUGACAACAAAUGCAUGCAAAUUCAUUUGCCUCAUUUUCCUCUUUGCUUUCGUCUCCCAAGGAUUUGGGUGUCAAGGAUCCUUUGAGGAUAUAUAUCUGAAACAAUCGAAAACCGGAAAAAUGAUCAAGAACACACCAGAAUGGGAAGUGAGAGUGACGAACCCUUGCACCUGCACAGGCACUGACAUAGUUUUGACAUGUGUCGGUUUCAAAUCGCUCACACCCAUCGACCGUUCGCAGUUAUCGAUAUCCGGUAACGAGUGUAAGAUGACCAACAAUCUAUACGGCCAUAGUGACUUCGUUUUCAAAUACGUAUGGACCAAGAAGUUAGAUAUCAAAAUGGAGUCGGGCGGAAUCGCUUGCUCUUAAAUUUUCUGCCCUCAGUUUAAUUUGGUAUUUGUUCAUGUUUGUUUCGUUGAUGAGCAUGUAAAACUGAUGAUCAUUAUUAUAUAUAUAUAUAUAUAGAGAGAGAGAGAGAGACUAAUAAAGAUGUACACGUUUUAUUAUUGAGUUUUAUGUCAUUUUAUUAGUCGUAUUACUGUUCACAUUUUGGUGACCAAACAACUGUAGUGUUUAUCGUUUUAUUUCUCUAAGCCACACUUUCAUCUAGGCCGUUAAAAAAACAGUACUCGUUGCAACUGCAUUAUUCGAUCACACUUUCAUGAUCAUCUAACUAUCUAAGAAAUGAUCAACAUACGUAGUUUAAUUUCUCCAUGAAUGACAGUACAAAUAAAGACAGUAACCACGUAAUGAGCAAGGAGAUAAAACACCUUCCGCUACUUUAAAUGUCAUAAAUGGAAUUGAAGAUGUGUCGACCAACUUUGGUUUGAUCAUUUAAUAUAAGUGUGUUUCAAAAAAAAAAAAAGGAAUUGAAGAUGUGUUGACCAGCCAUGAGCCAUUUACAAGCAGUCAACAAGUAAUUAAUAUACAUUGCCAACGGGUCUAAAAAUACUCCAUUAGUUUCGUAAUAAAAUAUGUUUUGAUUAAAAGUACAAAGAUUAAGAAAUUUAUUUUGUAAAAGAAAAUAAUAUUAAAAAUAUAAAAAUUUAAAUCAAGUUAACCAAUAUUCAUGCAGUAACAUAUUAUUAGUCAAUCAAUUUCAACAAAAUUAAAAUUAUCUUAAAAAAAUAUUAAUUUUAUAUUAUCAAACAUCAAAUUUUCUAUAUCAGAUACUCAAUCGGUUUCAAAAUAGUUAUUGUUUUAGAGUUUUGCACACAAAUUAAGAAACUAGUUAAAUACUCAAAUUUAUCCUUGUUUAACCAUUAUAAUUGCAUAACAUUUAUUGUUUAUCUUAGUUUAAUUAGAGGUAAAAUAGAGAAAUUAAUAGAAAAUUACAUUGAAAUCAUAAAACGACACUUACUUUUUAACAAAAAAUUUAUGUUACAACGACAAUUAAUUUGAAAGGGAAAGAGUUUUUAAUAUAAGUCGUUUUAGAGAAACUCUUUUGUUCCAUAUUAUAUGUCGUUUUCGGUUUUCUAUGUAAAAUUUAUUAAUAAUUAAUGUUGUCUGACCAAUGAUAAUAUAUCUUCUAUUUUUCUAUUGGUUGAAUUGUGGUUAGGUAAAUAAUUAAUGAUGUUUUUGUUUAGAAAAUAUAAGAAAUUAAUAAUUUUCUUAAUCUAUGUGCAUAGCUGUAACACAACUUAUAUUAAAAAACGGAAGGAGUAUUACAGAACUGAUGGAGUAUAUUUAGUUACAGGAUUGUCGUUUCUUUAUUAAUUGUGUUUAUAUAAUAUAAUAUAGUUCCAAUAAAAAGUUUAUAGAUUCUAAUGAAUUCAAGAAUUGUAACUCUAUUAGUUAUUAAUUACGGAAGCAAGAGACUUAACGUUAACAUUAACACACGCAAUGGCUAUAUAAAUUUGACCGAUUCGUUUCUCAUUCUCCAUCUCUUAAAAACAAAAAUCACAAUGGCGUUUGCUCAUAAGUAUUUUGUUAUGUUUCUACUUCUAUCUAUCGUUACUCAAGGACACUGCCGCUGCCGUUCCACCGACCUCCAGAUCGGCGGGGUGAGGACCGGGAGAUAUAUUGCCGCACAACCGGAGUGGAAAGUGACGGUGGUCAACACGUGUAACUGUCCUCAGAAGCAGGUGAUUCUCACAUGCGAAGGGUUUGCUCCUGUGAAUCCUGUCAAGCCAUGGCUACUUCGCCCACAAGGAAAAGCGUGUCUUUUGAUUAAUGGAGAAGUUAUGCCAGCUGGAGGCACAGUUGAGUUCGCUUAUGCCGGCGAGCCUUACAUCUUCAGACCCGUCAGCUCCAGGGUCAAAAUAAGUUGCAUGAAUUAAUAAUUUCUUUUGCUAUUACAACUUUCUGAUUCAUGUCGGUGAACAAGGUUACUAAGUUUCUAGCGUCUCAAGAAAUAUGACUUUUGUUUUUGCCAAGAUAUUGAUGUGCCCAUCCUUAUUUGUAAAACUUGAGUUACAUACAGAAGAGGUUAAACAUUCACAGAGAAACAAAGUAUUAUAUCA